Molecule: messenger RNA, 3589 nt
Organism: Jaculus jaculus (lesser Egyptian jerboa)
Lineage: Eukaryota; Metazoa; Chordata; Mammalia; Rodentia; Dipodidae
Gene: Fads1
Product: fatty acid desaturase 1
Exons: 12
Coding region: 46-1359 (437 amino acids)
Biological process (GO): lipid metabolic process
Cellular component (GO): membrane
Molecular function (GO): heme binding; oxidoreductase activity, acting on paired donors, with oxidation of a pair of donors resulting in the reduction of molecular oxygen to two molecules of water
Source: RefSeq, a predicted model, not a curated record
CCGCCCCCCGCCCGGCCCCGGAGAGGCGGUGUCGCCCUGCCAGCUAUGGCCCCGGACGCGGUCCCCAACCCGCGCUACUUCACUUGGGAAGAAGUGGCGCAGCGCUCCGGGCGCGAGAAGGAGCGAUGGCUCGUGAUCGACCGGAAGGUGUACAACAUCAGCAAUUUCGUCCGCUCGCACCCCGGGGGCUCGCGGGUCAUCAGCCACUACGCCGGGCAGGAUGCUACGGAUCCUUUUAUAGCAUUCCACAUCAACAAGGGCAUUGUGAGGAAGUAUAUGAACUCUCUGCUGAUUGGAGAACUGUCUCCGGAGCAGCCCAGCUUUGAGCCCACCAAGAAUAAAGAGCUGACAAAUGAAUUCCGGGAGCUGAGGGCCACAGUGGAGCGAAUGGGCCUCAUGAAGGCCAACCAUCUCUUCUUUCUGCUGUACCUGUUACACAUCCUGCUGCUGGAUGUUGCUGCAUGGCUCACUCUUUGGCUCUUUGGGACAUCCCUGGUGCCCUUCUUCCUCUCUGCAGUGCUGCUCAGUGCAGUUCAGGCCCAAGCUGGUUGGCUGCAGCAUGACUUUGGGCACCUGUCAGUCUUCAGCACCUCUACCUGGAACCACCUGCUACAUCAUUUUGUGAUUGGCCACCUGAAGGGGGCCCCAGCCAGCUGGUGGAACCACAUGCACUUCCAGCACCACGCCAAGCCCAACUGCUUCCUCAAAGAUCCUGACAUCAACAUGCAUCCCUUCUUCUUUGCCUUGGGGAAGGUGCUUUCGGUGGAGCUUGGGAAACAAAAGAAAAAAUACAUGCCAUACAACCACCAGCACAAGUACUUCUUCCUGAUUGGGCCCCCAGCUUUGCUGCCUCUCUACUUCCAGUGGUAUAUUUUCUAUUUUGUUGUCCAACGGAAGAAAUGGGUGGACUUGGCCUGGAUGGUCACUUUCUACGUCCGAAUCUUCCUUACUUACAUGCCGCUGCUGGGGCUGAAGGGCUUCCUGGGCCUUUUCUUCAUUGUCAGGUUCCUAGAGAGCAACUGGUUUGUGUGGGUGACCCAGAUGAACCACAUCCCCAUGCACAUUGAUCACGACCGCAACGUGGACUGGGUCUCCACGCAGCUCCAGGCAACGUGCAAUGUCCACCAGUCGGCCUUCAAUGACUGGUUCAGUGGGCAUCUCAACUUCCAGAUUGAGCACCACCUCUUCCCCACGAUGCCCCGGCACAACUACCACAAAGUGGCGCCCCUCGUGCAGUCCCUGUGCACCAAGUACGGCAUAGAGUAUCAGUCUAAGCCCCUGCUCUCCGCUUUCGCUGACAUCGUCUACUCACUGAAGGAGUCGGGGCAGCUCUGGCUGGACGCCUAUCUUCACCAAUAGCUCCUCCCUCCAGCGGGAAGGGAAGAGAUGAUCACUGGAGCCAGACCGAGAGGAUUGUGGGGGACUGUGCCACUGGGACUCUAAUACUCAGAGGGGGUGGGUUUGGGGACGUAAAGGCUUGUGUUCAGACCUGCCCCCUUUGCCUUCUAGGCACAAAGGAGGUGGGAGCACACAAGCCCCCGAAGGGGGCACUGUUGGGACAGGGUGUGAGUCAGUUUUGUUUUUUCCUACUUGGACAGGGCAGUUGGGUGGGAGCCAGUCAGUACUGGACGUCCACUCUUUGAAAGGGGAAGCUCAUCUCCCCAGGCCGUACCUUAGCGACUCUUCACCCUCCUCACUAGCCUCAGAGGGACAGAUGGCUCCAUCACUUUGAACAAGAUUUGGAAAGGAAGCAUUCAUGCAUAGAAUUUCGAGGCCUGGCACAACUCCUUGCCCAAGAACUCAGCUCAGUGCCCAGGGCAGGGUGUGACCUCUUCUGGUCCUGGCUGCUGAGAGAAGCCAUUUCCCAGUUUCAGAAGUAGUCAGGACAAAGGUCAGAAUGGUGCUUCUGGAGGCAUUGGACCUAAAGGAUCCUAUCACCACUACUUUUGGAUUCGUGUUCCAUCCAGGUUCCAAAGAGAAUAUUAGAUCCUAGAUCUUGCCAAAAUGGAUGCUAGAGUUGCUGACUAUUCAAAAAUCCCCUUUGAUUCACCUCUUCUAAUCACCCCUCAAAGGAACCAAGAACUCCCAUAAGGAGCUCACUCUACAAGCAAGGGGUGAUGGGCUUUCCUACUCUGAGGAACAAAUGGGGCUUCCCAUAGUUUACUUUUCUUCCCAACCUGUAAUUCUAAGUUUAACAAAACAGCAAUUAGCACAGAUGAUUGAGGUUUUAGUCAUAGUGUGUAAGGGCUGAGAGCAGACAAUUUCUAUCCCCUAAACUAUGUUGCAGCAGGACGUUAACAUAGCUCUAAAUCAGAAAUAGGAAAGUAGGGUUGUGAACACUGUUGCUUGAGCUAGGCGGCUCCAUCUAUUCCUGUUCAAGUGACUUGUUCUUCUGGAGAAAACAGGUAUUUGGGAUAGCUUCCUACACUGCCUACCGUCUAACAAUGAAAUAUAUUUUUUGCAACUAAGCACCUUUAGCCGUUGAGCCAUCUCUAGCUCCAAAAUAUUUUGUAACCUUCUGGUUUAUAAAAGUUAAGAGCAGUUUAAACUCAUCCUUCCAGAAAUAAACAUAGGAUAUACUGGAAGAGUUUUGCUUAACUCCAGGGCCUAUUAGUAUUCAUACUCUCCUUGCUUCCCAAAUCCAGUCUUUUAGCCCUGUGUGGGCAUUAUCUGGUUCCUGUUAAACAGAAUCUACUCUAAACAUGUGGGCCAUCUGGAUACUUGAAGAGGAGCUUGAACUAGAAGGCCGAAGCACCACCCAUGUUGAGUUGGGGGUGGGGGGCUAUGACAGGAGGUCAAGGUGAGGGUAAUAAGGCACACUGGGCUGCAGUAUGGAGAUGGACCGGGGUUGCUCAGGUUUUCCAGAACAAAGCUUAGGAAGUGCAGUUGCAUAAUUCAGGUCUUUCUCGGGACUGCUGUAGAAUGUUUUAUUGGUUUCCCUCCCUCCAGAAUAGGUGUUGGUCCUUCCCCGUGCCUAUUCCUUGCCACCUGAGGUAUGGAGUGUGGCAUCACCAGCCUGUCUAGCCCACUACUGGCUUUGAGCCCAGGCCACCAAUCUCAGCAAACACCAGUAAGCUCUAUGGUGCCAAGACCAGGUCUCCAAAGCACCCGAACCACUGUGGCCUUCCCUCCUCAGACUUUGCCACUGUGGUUUCACAUGGUGACAAGUGACAAGACUCAGAAUUUACAGUGGUAAAGAAUCUGAAAUUGGGCUGGAAAGAUGGCUUAGCAGUUAAGGUAUUUGCCUGCAAAGCCAAAGGAUCCCGGUUUGAUUCCCGAGGACCCAUGUAAACCAGAUGCACAAAUGCACUGAGUUCAUUUGCAGUGGCUGGAGGCCCUGUUGUGCCCAUUCUCUCUCUCUCUGCCUCUUCCUCAGAAAAAAGAAAAGAAAAUCUGAAAUCCACUGACAGAUGAUAUUAGAGAGGGAACAUUGUCUCUGCUCAUAAAUAGUGGUAGAACAUUUAAACUUAAUGUUUGUUACCUGGCUAGGGGCAUUUUAACUGAGUCUAAUACAGGUUUCAUUUAUGUAUGUCAAUGUUGUUACCACAUCCUAAUAAAGCUAAAAGAAUAAAAAUUAAUUUUGACCAAA